This is a messenger RNA of Stegastes partitus (bicolor damselfish), 2047 nucleotides long. RefSeq names its product dihydropyrimidinase (gene dpys). Gene Ontology annotation, cellular component: cytoplasm; cytosol. The transcript is spliced from 9 exons. Bases 78 to 1568 code for a protein of 496 amino acids. Lineage: Eukaryota; Metazoa; Chordata; Actinopteri; Pomacentridae. Gene Ontology annotation, biological process: pyrimidine nucleobase catabolic process. Gene Ontology annotation, molecular function: dihydropyrimidinase activity. The record is from RefSeq and is a predicted model, not a curated record.
GUCAGAGCGCAGUUAAGUUUGCACAAACUCCGUCUCUCUGCUCCAAUCUAAACACUCUGACUUUGCGCGCAGCAGGAAUGGCACAGCCCAGCGGGAUCCUGAUUAAAGGAGGCAAAGUUGUGAACGAGGACUGCUCCGAGAUCAGCGACGUGUACAUUGAAAAUGGGAAGAUAGUCGAAGUUGGACGGAAUCUUCAGAUCCCGGCGGGGGUGCGAGUCAUCGAUGCCACCGAUAAGCUGGUGAUCCCGGGCGGCAUCGACACGCACACGCACAUGGAGCUGUCGUUCAUGGGCACCACGGCUGUGGAUGACUUCCAUAUCGGCACCAAGGCUGCUCUAGCAGGAGGGACCACAAUGAUCCUGGACUUUGUCAUCCCCCAAAAAGGAAAGUCUCUCCUGGAGGCCUACGAGCGCUGGCGCAAGACAGCUGAUAGCAAAGUUUGCUGCGACUACUCACUGCAUGUCGCUGUCACGUGGUGGAGUGACAAGGUCAAGAAGGAGAUGGAGACUCUGACCAAAGAGAAAGGAGUAAAUUCUUUCAAGAUGUUUAUGGCCUAUAAAGAUGUGUUCAUGCUGCAGGAUGAUGAGCUAUACGCAGCCUUCUCCCAUUGUAGUGCGAUAGGAGCUUUAGCCCAGGUGCACGCUGAGAAUGGAGAUUUGAUUGCAGAGGGGGCUAAGAAGAUGCUGUCCAUGGGCAUCACGGGGCCCGAGGGCCAUGAACUGUGUCGACCGGAGGAGGUGGAGGCCGAGGCCACCCAACGAGCCAUCACAAUCGCCCACGCUGUCAACUGCCCGCUCUAUGUGGUCCAUGUCAUGAGUAAAUCUGCCGCCAAGGUGGUGUCCAAUGCACGCAGGGAUGGCCGUGUGGUGUUUGGGGAGCCAAUUGCAGCUGGACUGGGCACUGAUGGUACCCACUACUGGCACAAAGACUGGGCUCAUGCUGCUGCCUUCGUCAUGGGUCCUCCCCUCAGGCCUGACCCCUCCACCCCUGGGUACCUCAUGGACCUACUGGCCAAUGAUGAUCUGAGUGUGACGGGGACAGACAACUGCACCUUCUCUUUGUGCCAGAAAGCUCUGGGCAAAGACAACUUCACCAAGAUCCCCAACGGUGUGAAUGGCGUGGAGGACAGGAUGUCUGUCAUCUGGGAGAAAGGAGUGCACAGCGGCAAAAUGGACGAGAAUCGAUUUGUGGCUGUCACCAGCAGCAACGCAGCAAAAAUCUUCAACUUCUACCCGCAGAAAGGCCGUAUCGCCAAGAACUCGGAUGCUGAUGUGGUUAUAUGGGACCCCAAGAUGACAAGGAAAAUAUCAGCCAAGACCCACCACCAGGCUGUGGACUACAACAUCUUUGAGGGCAUGGAGUGCCACGGUGUCCCUGUCAUCACCAUCUCCAGAGGCAAAGUGGUCUAUGAGGAUGGGCAGCUACAUGUGUCUCCAGGCCACGGCACAUUCAUUCACAGAAAACCCUUCUCGGACUUUGUUUACAAAAGAGUAAAGCAACGGGAGCAGGUGGGAAAACCUACAGCUGUGAUCAGAAAGCCCUAUGAAGGCAAAGUCAUUUCUCUAUGAACAACCGACUGAGAGCAUGAAAGGCACUUUGAAUCUCCAGCUGUGUCUCCAGUACAAUCCAGAAACUACCAAAGCCGCAAACAACUGAAUGUUGUUUUCUUCACAGAUAAACCUUCUCUGAGUGGUCUCUAUAUAUUUGAAAUGGGACAGUUUCGCCACAUUUCUGCAGGUGAUUCAGUUAUUUAAGUCACCGUGUACAGUACUGGUGGGGGUGCAUGUGUUGGCCUGUAGGUCAACCCUGACCAACACCUAUAGGUCAAUGUUCUUCUGGAAGAGAACACCAUGUUGCAUUUUCUCAGCUGUGUGAGGUUUCCAGGUCAGCUCUGCUCAGUACACAGGUCAGUAGAAGCCACUCUGCUGCUGAAUCUACUCUAAACUUUAUUAUGUAAUCAAGUAACUCACUGUAUGCAGUGAAAAUAGGCCUUAUGCAUGAUUUCAUGGUUUAAAAUGUGUUGUGAUUAGAAAAGAUGAUCUUUUCA